AUGAACCGGCAUGUCAAAAGUGGCACAUAUCCCUAUAUCCUAACCCUAACCCUAACCCUAACCCUAACCCUAACCCUAACCCCUAACCCUAACCCUAACCCUAACCCCUAACCCUAACCCUAACCCUAACCCUAACCCUAACCCCCUAACCCUAACCCUAACCCUAACCCUAACCCCCUAACCCUAACCCUAACCCCUAACCCUAACCCUAACCCUAACCCUAACCCCUAACCCUAACCCUAACCCUUACCCUAACCCUAACCCUAACCCUAACCCUAACCCCUAACCCUAACCCUAACCCUAACCCCUAACCCUAACCCUAACCCUAACCCUAACCCUAAUACUGACCCUAACCCUAACCCUAGGGGUCACUUGAAACCUAACCUCAGGAUUAAGAUAAAUAUAUCAUGCAUUAAAAAACAAUCAGUGUUUAAAGGGUUAACAUAAGAUAAAUAUAUCAUGCAUUAAAAAACAAUCAGCGUUUAAAGGGUUAACAUUCAGAAACUAAAUAGAGUACAAAAUAACACAAAUUAUCCAAGAAAAUUCAGUAAAUUAUUUCUCCAAGGGUAUAAAAGGGAGAGGGGAACAGGGAUAAUUUCAUUUUUAUUUGGCUGCCUGCUGGGGUAACCCCUAUGAAUUGGGGCCCAGCAGCCAUUUUUUUUUUUUGUGCGCAUGACCUGAUGAAGACCCAAGUAGGGUCGAAACGUCGUCGACGCGCACAAUGUAUGUACAUAGUUCAUGUGUGAUCAUGUAUUGUUUGUUUGUUUGUUUGUUUGUUUGUGUGUUGUGUAUAAAAACAAAAAAAUCCUAAAAAAAAUGGAAAAUAUUUAAAAACAAAAACAAAAAUCCUAAAAAAUUGGAAAAUAUUUAAAAACAAUAACACAACACAUUAAAACCAAGUCAACAACAACAUUUAUUAAGCACAAGUCGUGUUUCCUGGGGGACCGGGGGAGCGUGUCCAGUGGGCGAAGGCCCGUGCAUUCCCCGCUCCCCGCAGACCCAAGUAGGGUCAUUCUAGGGGAGACGGGAUUCUUUCCCAAACCUAACCCUCUCGUCAACAACGCUGUGCUCGCUCUGUCUGAGCAAAGCAACAAAGUCUUUGUCUUCAUCGAUCUGAUGUCUGACAGUCAGUCAGCUCUCCCGCAGGAGUUGCAAAGAAAAUACGUACUGACUCGGCAGGUUGGCACAGGGGUGUGUGGUGAAGUAAAACUAGCCUUCGAGAGAUCCACCUGCAAAAAAUUUGCAGUGAAAAUAAUAAACAAGAAGAAUUUUCAGUCUGAAGGGACAGCAACGCGAAAUGCGGAGACAGAGAUUGAAAUUCUGCAGCGAGUGAACCAUCCUUGCCUCACAAAGACAGAAGACUUCUAUCAGACAGAGGACAGCUACUACAUUGUCUUGGAGCUCAUGGAAGGAGGAGAACUUUUCCAAAAGUGAAGUCCCAGGGGCAGCUGAAGGAGUCAAUCGCCAAACUUUACUUUUACCAGAUGCUGAGAGCCGUCCAGUACCUCCACACCAAUGGAAUAAUCCACCGAGACCUGAAGCCAGAGAACAUCCUGCUGUCCUCACACAAUGAUAUCUGUCUCAUAAAGGUUACGGACUUCAACCAGGAUAGGAGACAGGAGGUGCACGGUCCAUCCCCCUGUUCCCCGUCCCCCACGACCCCGUUUGGUAUUGCUGAUUAUUAGUGCGGUACGGGCGUCGACCACGCCUUUUCCCGUACCGCACUUCAGUCCAGUCUUGUUGCUCAUAAUUCAUGAUUGUUUUUAAUCUUUUUAAUUAUUUAUUACUAUUUAUUAAUGUACUGUAUUUAUUAAACUAUGUAUUUAUUUAUUUGUGUAUUUAUCUAUCUAUUUAUUAAUCUAAUGAAAUGAAAAAAUAUUUAAAACAAAAACUGUAUAUAAAAAAUGAAUUGUUCUUUAAUUUUUUUAUGCUUUUUUUGUUGUUUUCUGAAAUCAAAAUGAAAUAAAAGAAAGAAAACCAAAUAAAAUGCCUAUGAGGAGGAAGAAAUAAAGAAAAGGUGUGAUAAAGAGUGCCCAGUUGCAACGUUUCGACCGCUGUGGGUCUUCUUCAGGCUAUGGGCACAAAAAGAAACAUGUCCGGACUUGUCUGAGUAUGUCUGUGAGAUGUUUGCUCUUCAGGACACAUAGGAGAAGUGGGAGCCUCCUAACCUUAACCCUAACCCUAACCCCUAACCCUAACCCUAACCAUUAGAGGCAACUUAAUGACCAACGGCCAAGCAGGCCACAGAGGUCAAAGGUCAAGCAGGACCGUAACCC
Xyrichtys novacula (pearly razorfish) is the source of this 2276-nucleotide messenger RNA. NCBI's taxonomy places the organism in Eukaryota, Metazoa, Chordata, Actinopteri, Labriformes, Labridae. The record is from the annotation of a GenBank genome assembly.